UUGAUCGUUUUAUUAGAUGUGGAAUGGAAUCCUGGUUUCCUCUCUUCCUGCUUCAUUUCAUUCUCUCGUCCCCCCACAGAGCCUCACUUCAUCUCGGCCUACGACAUCGGGCUCUUCACCUUCUUCUUCCUGCGGGAGAACGCCGUGGAGCACGACUGCGGGAGGACGGUCUACUCCCGCGUGGCUCGGGUCUGCAAGAACGACAUGGGGGGGCGCUUCCUGCUGGAGGACACCUGGACCACCUUCAUGAAGGCCCGCCUCAACUGCUCCCGCUCCGGGGAGAUCCCCUUCUACUACAACGAGCUGCAGAGCACCUUCUACCUGCCCGAGCAGGACCUCCUCUACGGCAUCUUCACCACCAACGUAAAUAGCAUCGCGGCGUCCGCGGUGUGCGCCUUCAACCUGAGCGCCAUCACUCAGGCCUUCAACGGGCCCUUCCGCUCCCAGGAGAACCCCCGCUCCACCUGGCUGCCCACCCCCAACCCCAUCCACAACUUCCAGGUGAGUCCAACCCGUCUCCAGCCAAUGAGAGUGCCGGCUGGGACGGACUCACCGCCAUGACGCACCAACAUCGUGAGAGACACAUCGCAUCACAUU
Gasterosteus aculeatus aculeatus (three-spined stickleback) is the source of this 597-nucleotide messenger RNA. The record is from RefSeq and is a predicted model, not a curated record. Lineage: Eukaryota; Metazoa; Chordata; Actinopteri; Perciformes; Gasterosteidae.